Penicillium bovifimosum is the source of this 420-nucleotide messenger RNA. RefSeq names its product cupin domain-containing protein. The transcript is spliced from 2 exons. The record is from RefSeq and is a predicted model, not a curated record. NCBI's taxonomy places the organism in Eukaryota, Fungi, Ascomycota, Eurotiomycetes, Eurotiales, Aspergillaceae. Bases 1 to 420 code for a protein of 139 amino acids.
AUGCAAGAACCAGUCUACAACCCAGAUUGCCCUUUUGGUACGACCACCGUCGCCUACCAGUAUAAGCUGGUAAACUGCCCCGGAAAGACUAUUGUUGGAAUGCUCGUCGAAUAUCCCCCGAACGCCGCGACACCCCCUCACCGUCAUGGGGGCGCUUCUGUUUCCGCCUACGUAAUCAGUGGCUCUGUUCUGGUCAAGAUGAAUGAUGAUCCAAUGAGGAUCAUCGAGCAGGGCGGCUCGUGGUACGAGGCACCAGGCUGUCACCACCGGAUUAGCGCUAAUGCGAGCCCGACGGAACCGGCGACGUUCUUCGUAACUUUUGUGAUCGACUCGGAGACUUUAGAGCGAGAAGGCCCGUCGGUACUUGUGCAAAUCGAUGCUGAGUAUGUUGAUAUUGUCGCACAAAAAAUGCAGGCAUAG